AUGGCUUCUACUUCUUCCACUCCUCCCAAUCAGUGGAAGAAAUGGGAUGUUUUUAUUAGUUUUAGAGGCGACGAUACGCGUUAUGGUAUUCUCUCCCAUCUCUCUAAAGCCCUGAAGGACAAACAAAUCAAGACUUUUACGGACGAAGAGCUUCAUAAAGGGGAAAUGAUAUCACCAGAGCUCUUGAAAAUAAUUCGAGAAUCAAGCAUCUCAAUAGUCAUUUUUUCUGAAAAUUAUGCAGAUUCUCCAUGGUGUUUGGAUGAGCUUGUUGAAAUACUUAAAUGCAAGGAAGAAUCAGGACAAAUAGUUCUACCGCUUUUUACAAGGGAUGAGGCCGAAUUAGUAGAGAAAAUCGUCAAUGAUGUGUUGAAAAAAUUUAGUGAUAUGUCUAAAAGUGAUGAUUCUUAUGAUCCCAAAUUGAUUGGAAUUAAAUUGCGUGUGGAAAAAGUGGAAUGCUUGUUAAAAGAUAAGCAAGUUGUAGGAAUUUUGGGGAUCGGAGGCGUUGGUAAAACAACUAUUGCACUAGAAGUAUUUCGUCGAAACAAAAAUCAAUUUAAUGGUCAUUACUUUGUUGAAAAUGUCAGGGAAACAAUGAUAAAGAAAUCAUCAAAAUCAGCACGAAAAAAAAUAAUUUGUGAAUUAUUAAGGGACAAACAUAUAGAUGAUUUGAAUGAUCAUGUUUGCAAAAGGCUCAAGAGUAUGAAGGUAUUGAUUGUUUUUGAUGAUAUAGAGCAUCGAAACCAUUUAAAAGAUUUAGCAGGAGAGUGUCAUUUGUAUGGUGAGGGAAGUAGAAUCAUCAUAACUAGUAGAAAUUCACUUGGUUUAUCAAAAGAAGGCAUAUAUGAGGUUGAGGAGUUAAUUGAUUCUCAAGCUCUGGAACUCUUUAGCUUACAUGCCUUCGAGCAAAAUCGUCCCAAGGAAGAAUAUAAGGAGCUAUCAAAGAAGGCGACAAUCUAUGUUGGAGGCCAUCCACUAGCUCUUAAAGUUUUGGGAUCUCAUUUAUUUCGUAGGACGAUAGAAGAAUGGGAAAGCGAAUUGGAAAAAUUGAAAGGCAAAUCUCUUAAAAAAAUUGAAGAUGUUUUGAAAAGAAGUUAUGAUGGGCUAGAAAAGAAUGAACAGGAAAUAUUUCUUGAUAUUGCAUGUUUCUUCAAAGGGGAAGAUAAAGAUGAGGUUGAGAGAAAAUUAAAAGCAUUUGGUUUCUAUCCAGAAAGUGGAAUACCUCGUCUAAUUGAGAAGUAUCUGAUAACUAUUUCAAACAAUAGGGUAGAUAUGCAUGACUUGCUAGAGCAAAUGGGCAAGGAAAUUGUUAAUGAGGAAUGCAAACAGCCUGGCGGAUGCAGCAGGUUGUGGAAUUAUGAAGAUAUUGAUCAUGUAUUGACAACAGAGACGGGAACCGAAAAUGUUGAGGCCAUAUCGUUUCGUCCGGGUGGGAGAGGUAUUUUGAAGCUAAGUGCCACGGCCUUUACGAAGAUGUGCAAUCUUAGAUUCAUCCAAUUAUAUGCAAUGCCGAACAAAGUGCUCCUUCCUAAGAACUUUGAAUUUUGUGCACAAGCACUAAGAUGUCUUUACUGGGAUUAUUAUCCUCUGGAAUCUUUGCCGUUAAAUUUUUGGCCAAAGAAUCUUGUAGAACUUCACAUGCGUUCUAGCAAACUCAUACAACUGUGGAAUGGAGGAGAUAAGCCUCUUGGAAGUUUGAAAUUGAUGGACCUUAGCGGCUCUUGGUACCUGAUCAGGAUUCCGAACCUGUCUAGUAUUGCCCCAAAUCUCGAGUUUUUAUAUUUAAAUAGCUGUGAGAGUUUGGUUGAAAUGCCCUCUCUUCAAAAUCUAAGUAAUCUUGUAGAACUUCGUAUGCGUGGGAGCAAACUCAUACAACUGUGGAAUGGAGGAGAUAAGCCUCUUGGAAGUUUGAAAUUAAUGGACCUCAGCUGCUCUUAUCGCCGGAUCAGGAUUCCGAACCUGUCUAGUAUUGCCCCAAAUCUCGAGUUUUUAUAUUUGAAGGGAUGUUCGAGUUUGGUUGAAACUCCCUCUCUUCAAAAUCUGAGCAAGCUUACUGAACUUCAUCUAAGUGAUUGCUACAAAAUCAAAGAUUUUCCAGAGAUUCCGUGUAAUAUAAGGAUUCUAAAAUUAGGAGGAAUUGGAAUAGAACAACUGCCCUCAUCAAUUAAGCAUCUGUCUCAACUUGUCAUAUUGUCCUUGGAUCGGUGUACAGCACUCGAGAGUCUUCCAAGCAGCAUUGGCAAUUUGAAAAGUCUUGAAGAACUUCAUCUAUCUGAAUGUUCAAGACUCGUGACUAUUCCAAGCAGCAUAGGCGAGUUGAAAUGUCUUGAAAAGUUAUUUCUCUGGAUGUGCUCAAAUUUAGCAAGUCUUCCAGAAAGCAUCAAACAACUUUCGAAGUUGAAACUGCUUGAUUUAAGCGGUUGCGAGAGACUUAAAAGUUUACCAGAGCUUCCGUCAUGCUUAAAAUUAUUAAAUGCAACUGAUUGCCGCUCUCUGGAAUCUGCAUCAAUUUCUUUCAAUUUCUUAGAACAUGAUGAUGAAAAUGAAGAAGCAGAUAGAAGUGAACAUGAAAAUGAAGAAGCACAUAAAAGUGAAUCUGAAGAUUGCAAAUUUCUUAAAUUUAGUGAUUGCGUCAAAUUGAAUAAGAAAGUAAUGGAGGAUGUUUUUGAAGCGCACCUGUUGGGUCAGAAAGUUACAUUAUUGAUGGCAGGAGGUGAAGUGCCAGAAUGGAUGAGGUAUAAGAAUAAAGGAUCCUCGCUUUCCUUCAAACUUGACCUUCGUCACGUAAUUGCCUUCUCUUUCUGCGUUGUUCUUAGUCCCUAUGGUUUAAUCGAUUUUCAUGGAUUUGAAGUGGAUUUCAUAUGUGAAUCUGCAAAUAGGCGGGAACGUAAUGCGUUCAACUUAUUUAGCGAUAAGGUCGUUGCGAAUUGGAAUGGUUAUCCGUAUCUUUACGACUUAUCACAGGUGUUGCUUUCAUUCAAAGGAUUGAGGACACGUUUUGAUGAAGAGUGUUUAGUUAAGGCCUCAUUUUGCUUCAACGCUGGCGGUUUCGCGGAACCGCAGGAAAUUAUGGAGUGUGGGCUCUAUCAUCUGCCGUUCUAUUGUCAUUUGAGAGAGGGAAGACUAUACAGGAGAAUGAUUAAGCUCAAAUCAGGGGAAAAACAACAGGUGAAAUGA
Messenger RNA from Hevea brasiliensis (rubber tree), 3174 nucleotides. Its product is annotated as disease resistance protein RUN1-like. NCBI's taxonomy places the organism in Eukaryota, Viridiplantae, Streptophyta, Magnoliopsida, Malpighiales, Euphorbiaceae. The coding region runs from base 1 to 3174 and encodes 1057 amino acids. Gene Ontology annotation, biological process: signal transduction; defense response. Gene Ontology annotation, molecular function: ADP binding. The record is from RefSeq and is a predicted model, not a curated record. The transcript is spliced from 6 exons.